CACACCAUCUAUAGGCAAUAUAUUUUUUUAAUAAUUAUUGUGUGAUACAUUUCAUCAUAGUCGAGUGGCCGUCACCAUGGAGAGUGCUUGCUGUAAAAAUAUUUUUUAAUACAAUAUCGUUGUGUUAGCUUAGUAAAAUUUGUUUUAUAAAAAUGUUAAUUAUAAUUUGAUCGUUAUAUUUUAACGCUUACAUGAUGUUUUUACAAUAUCUUGCUAGAUUUGUGUAAAAACGAGAAAUAUAUUUUUUACAAUAUUGUUUCAAUAAUAUUUCAGAAUGAAUGGAGGCAUGGAGCAUAGAACCCCAGGUCAUAACGCAGUGCUUCACAAGGCACCUAAAAACUAUAAAUUGUUAAUAGACCCAUUUCUUGUAAAAGGAGCUACUAAAUUAUACAGAUAUGAUGGAAUGGUUCCUGGAGAUAAUACAUAUCCAACUGUACAGUGCAGAGAUCCAAGAUCUCAAAUCUCUAGAAUUUGGAAUAAGUUAGAACCUGCGGAUUUGCCAGUGCCUAGAUUCAGAAUAGAUAAAAAUUAUGUGGGUAUCCCUCCUCAACUGGAAAUAACUAUUGGAAACCUGAAUGAUAACAUUGAUAAAGCAUUUCUCUCUGACAUGAUGAACAAAGUCGGCCCUUGUGAGGAAUUGACAAUAUUUUACCAUCCCAUAACAAAUAGGCAUUUGGGAUUUGCUAGAGUUGUAUUUCAAGAUGUAAAAUAUUCUAAAAUAUGUGUUGAGAAAUAUAAUGGCAAAUCUGUAAUGGGCCAGGUGCUAGAUGUGUUCCACGACCCCUUUGGUAAAAAAUGUCAAGAGAUGUUUGAGGAUAAAACCAUGGAGAGAAAGCCUCAGCCGGCAACGUCAGCUGCAAAAGUACCAAGCCUCGUAGAAGAUGUGCGAGCACCAAAGCUUGAUCCCGCGCUCAGUAAGAGAUUAGAAGAUACAAAAUUAACAGACAAGGAACCAUAUCCUCGUUAUAAGGAUGUAGAGCAUAAUGAUAGCAAUACACGAUGGUCAGACGAAGAGCGAGAGUACAGGCAUCGACAUCGCAACCGGAGCGAGCGAGACAGAGACUUGGACAGGGACAGGGAUAGGGAUAGAGAAAGAGAUAGAGAUAGAGAGAGACACAGGGACCGCUACGCUCGCGCGGAGCCGGCCGAGACGUACGCCAGCGCGCACGUGGCGGAGAUGCCCUACGCGCCCGCGCCGCUGCCCUACGACCCUUACUACCAACCCAGCUACGGCUACGGAUACGGUGGAGGGGCUGGCUCGGGGCUGUGGUGGGGCGACUGGCGCGCGCCGCACGCGUCGCACCAUCACCACGAGGUUAAAAGUAAAAGCGAGGAGCCAGUCCCCCCUCAGGAGGCGGCUGCUGUGAAGGAACCCGAGCCCAAACCCCCUCCGCCAGUCGAUGAACCAAAAAACGUCGACCUAGACACCAGGAUCGCAAUGCUUUUAAAAGGUGCAAGCGGCGGCGGGGGCCUCGCUCCGCCUUUUCUUUCCCUCGGCAUGUCUUCUGAGGAGGAGGAUGACGACCGCCUUCCUGCCAAGAUACCGGACUUGGAUGCCCACAAUCCACCAACGGAUGACGAAGGUUCAGGUAGCGAAGAUCGAGAGAGUAUAAUAUCCUUUAAUCAGAACAAAGACGUAGACCCCGAGCCCUUGUCAAACACUCCAUCCCCGUAUUUGAGCAGAGAGUUCUAUCUGGAAUGCCUCAAAAUUACAGUCGAAAAGAAAGCGAAAGACGAUCGCAAGAAGUUACCUCAAAUUGACAAGAUCGGUUCGGAUAUAUCAUCAUCGGAAGACGAGCUGCUGACCGGAGAGGAGCCGCGCCGGUCGCCGGCCGCGCCGCCGGAUAAGGACCAGGACAAUUUGGACGACGACCAGAUGUCUCUGUCAUCGCUGUCGUCUACGGAGGCCAAAAUCGAGGAGCAGGUGCCGGCCGAGGCGUACUACUACCCGCCCGCGCCGCACCCGCACUACUACCAGCCGGUGUGGCCGACCACGGCGUACCCCGGCGCGGCGGCCGCCUACCCGGGCGUGGCGGACAUGGCGCUGGCGUACGGCGCGGGCGCGUUCGCCGCCCCGCCGCUGUUGCCGCACCACUACCCGCACCGGCCCGAGCACCAGCCCACGCACCAGGAAUUAGACAACCCGUACUAUCCCACGAUUAACAGCGUAAUAGAGCGAGUGACGUCAGAGUUAAAAUUAAUCCUGAAGAAAGAUUUCAACAAGAAAAUGAUAGAGAGCACUGCCUUCAAAAACUUCGAGGUGUGGUGGGACGAGCAGAGUCGGAAAACGAGACAAACCGUCAAGCCGCUCAAGGAGGAGAUAGGGCAGCCAUUACAGGAUAUAUCAAAUAAGAAAGAAGAGACGGUAGAUUCAAUAAAAUCUAUAAUGGAAUCUCGAGAAUUAGGAUUAGAUCUCGGAGGAUACAGUGUGGGCAUCGGACUGGGUCUCCGCGCCACGAUACCGAAGAUGCCGAGUUUUAGAAAAAAACGGAAAAUACCUUCCCCUGUCGUCAUGGAUGAAGACUCAUCUAAACGGCUCAGUGAUCAAGAGGAAAUUGUUCAAAACUCGGAUGAAGAAAAAGAAGUGCCCACGAGUCCUAGAAAUAGGACGACAGGAUCAUACUUAUCCACUGGUAGAAGACGACAGUCCAGCAGUUCGUCAAGGUCGUCGUCAUCAUCGUCGUCUCGCUCGUCGUGGUCGGGCUCGGAGCGCUCCACGCAAAAGGGCGCCGCUCCGCGCAUAUACUCCGACACCGACGACUCCGAGAUCGACGAGGCGGAGUUCAAGGUCAUAUCUAAUAAGGAGAGGUUGAGAAGGGUCUACUCGUCGUCAUCGGACAGUGAAGAAGAGCUUAGAAGGAGAGAAAAAACUCCCAUACCACCCGUGGAAGCGUCAGACGAUCGACUCGGCUCUCCUAUAUUAUCACCAGAAGAGGAGCCUACAGAUUUGUUAUUGGAUCGAGUAUAUUCAGACUCGGAAGAAGAAAGAGAGUAUCAGGAACGGAGGAGACGAAACACUGAGUAUAUGGAACAGAUAGAACGAGAAUUCUUAGAAGAACAGAGACGUAAAAUGGAAGUGGACGCGGGUCCGCCGCCUGACAAAGCACCCGACGAAAGUAAAAUUGAAUCUAAAGAGGAAGAAUCUAGAAGUAGUCCAGUUAAGAACCAUCUCAAAUCACCUAAAAAGAAUAAAACGGAAGCAGAAGUUGAAGAGGGAGAGAUCACAUCGGAAGAAGAACCUCUUGAAGCGAGGCGGAAAAAAGAAAGGCGACAGAAAAAGAAACCAGUCGAGAGACAGAGGAUUCCGUCUGUCAGUGACAGUCACAGUUACACGGAGUCUGCGGCAAGUGUUAAUGGCGUCAAGGAAGCGAACAGCGCGCUGUCGGAGACGUCGUCGCCGCAGUCCCAGGCGUCGCAAGCGUCACAGGCGUCGCAGGUGGCGCUCGACCACUCGUACUGCCGGCCGCCGCCGCGGCAGGAGCCGCGCCCCAACCAUCUGCAGCACGACCACGGGUACACCUGGAUGGCUGAGCCGGAGAUCGAGUCGCCGCAGAUUGAGAGUGACGAGGUCAAAUCACAAAAAGAGACUAAAAAGCCAUACAAAAGAAAACAUGAGUCUAAGAAAUUGGCUGAAAUACAGAAUAAGUUGUACGAGCCGCUACCGGCGUACGACAAGAUGUACUCGAGCGUGACGUUCAAGCCGCGCGACAUAAUGGCGGAGAUGCAGGUGAUGUACGAGUUCCUGACGCGAGGCAUCGACCGCGAGGACGUGGAGUUCCUGCGCCGCGCCUACGACGCGCUUCUGGCCGAGGACGCUCAGGGCUACUGGCUCAACGACACGCACUGGGUCGACCACCCGCCCACCGACCUCACCUACUCGCCGCCGCGCAAGAAGUCCAAGCGCCACGCCAACAUGUACGAGGACUUGCAGAGCCAUUCGAGCGGAUCUGCGCGCACGGAGGGCUACUACAAGAUGGACGCGCGACUGAAGGCCAAGUACAAGUACCACCACGGCCGAGCCGCCGCCGUGCCCGCGCCGCCCGACGACAAGAAGGCGUCCAAGAUGCAGCUGCUGUCCCGCGAGGCGCGCUCCAACCAGCGCCGUCUGCUCACCGCGUUCGGAACGGACACGGACUCUGAUCUCCUUAAAUUUAAUCAACUCAAAUUUCGAAAGAAGCAGCUUAAGUUUGCCAAAUCUGGCAUUCACGAUUGGGGCUUAUUCGCUCAGGAGCCGAUAGCCGCGGACGAGAUGGUGAUCGAGUACGUGGGCCAGAUGGUGCGCCCCAUCGUGGCUGACGUGCGCGAGGCCCACUACGAGGCCACCGGUAUCGGAAGCUCGUACUUGUUCCGCAUCGACCUCGACACCAUCAUCGACGCGACUAAGUGCGGCAAUCUGGCGCGUUUCAUCAACCACAGCUGCAAUCCGAACUGCUACGCAAAAAUUAUAACAAUAGAGUCCCAAAAGAAGAUAGUAAUAUAUUCCAAACAACCGAUCGGCGUGGACGAGGAGAUCACUUACGACUACAAGUUCCCGCUCGAAGAUGAAAAGAUCCCGUGCCUGUGCGGCGCCCCGCAGUGCCGCGGUUACCUCAACUGAGCACGACAGACGUCUCGAACUCGGAACGCUAAUGAUACUCCUAAUAUAAUUCCACUGUCAAUAUUAA
Molecule: messenger RNA, 4664 nt
Organism: Vanessa atalanta (red admiral)
Lineage: Eukaryota; Metazoa; Arthropoda; Insecta; Lepidoptera; Nymphalidae
Gene: Set1
Product: histone-lysine N-methyltransferase SETD1
Exons: 28
Coding region: 275-4597 (1440 amino acids)
Cellular component (GO): Set1C/COMPASS complex
Molecular function (GO): histone H3K4 methyltransferase activity; protein binding; RNA binding
Source: RefSeq, a predicted model, not a curated record